Amoebophrya sp. A25 is the source of this 509-nucleotide messenger RNA. NCBI's taxonomy places the organism in Eukaryota, Dinophyceae, Syndiniales, Amoebophryaceae. The record is from the annotation of a GenBank genome assembly.
AAAGAGUUCUUAACUCGCGCGCCACUGUGGGAUCUACUUGGAGGUACAACUACAACAUCUACAUCGGCGAGUUACAGUCAGGCUGUUCUGGAGAAUCAAGACUACAUGUCGAAGAGCAUGAUUAUUAAAAAAGACGAGACGCAGACAUCAUCAUCAAGCGGACAACAAGACAAAGUUACAAAUUUUCCUGCGAUUCUUGGCAAGCUCUUUUCGAACGUGCGACGCAGGUUUGAGAGUGUCCAUCGACUGUCGUGGCCGAAGUGGGACAGUUUACUUGUUGGAGAGCUAGGGACCUACAGAAUUUGGCAAGAGGACAUGGUUUUUCCUCGUGGGCGCUGGAUCAUCAAUGAACUUGCAGGCCGCUUUCAACGCAGAAAUAGCUGUCACGGAGGCACAGCAGUGAUGUUGGCGUUGGCUUAUCACAUAUUCCUGUUUGAGCUCCAGUUGGGACACGCGCUCAGUGUUUUGCUAGAACUUGCGGAAUACAUUUUGCUGAAUCCGGUAUCGAC